CUCUCCAUGUUUACGGAAACGCCGCGGCGUAAUCCAUUCGUGGGUUCACCCCCCUUGCCCUCGUCCAAUGUUUCGUUAACUUUGAAGCUGUUAUAUCUCGCCGCCUCUGCCCACAUCGUCCUCCUGCACUAGACAGCUGAAGCCGGCGUCAUGUGGGACCACGAAAUCAGAGCCAUGGCGUCCACUCACGCCAUCAUCGCCUCCUCGGUGUUCAUGGCCACCGUCCUCCCCGCGGUGUUCGUCCCAGGCUUCUCGGUGUACGGAACCCACCUGCUGUGGAUCUACUCGGUGUCCGUUGCGGUGGCGGCGGUCAGCGUCUCUGUCUUCUGGCUGCUCGGCAUCUCGCCGCCCACUAAGAAGCACACACUGGGAUACAAGAUGUCGAGGCUGUUCCGUUCAUGUCUUUACUUCUUCCUAUCUUGCCUGUUCUUCCACACGGUCGUCGUACUCUACGGAGCGCCCCUGAUUGAAUCUGCUUUAGAGACGUUUUCACUCGCUGUCCUGCUAACCUCACUGACCACACUGAGAUGUCUCUGUGUUCUCGGCCCCAACGUCCAGGCCUGGAUACGAGUGUUCAGUCGACAUGGAGCUAUGUCUGUUUGGGACACAUGUUUGCAGAUUACGGUGGCCUGCACCCUAAUCGGAGGCUGGGUGGGAGCCUUCCCAAUACCGCUGGACUGGGACCGGCCGUGGCAGGUUUGGCCUGUUUCCUGCAGUCUGGGCGCUAUGAUCGGCUACCUGACCGGACUUGUCGUUGCUCCCGCGUGGAUCCACUACCAUCGCAAACAGCUCACAUACAAGUGCAAGUGAUGGAAAGAACCGCGGCUCUCUGCCUGGGUUGAUGCGGGAGCGUGUCUGUUUGGUCCCUUUUUACCGGUUAUUUAUUGGGGAGACGUUGGAAGCAUGUCAAUGAUUUUUGUAACGACACAUUAUUUUGUAUAUUUGCAAGCUGAGCCCGAGGAUGUUUGACACGAAUAAAGAAUGACUGGAUCAGCA
This is a messenger RNA of Fundulus heteroclitus (mummichog), 996 nucleotides long. It is a transcript of the gene pigf, whose product is annotated as phosphatidylinositol glycan anchor biosynthesis, class F. Lineage: Eukaryota; Metazoa; Chordata; Actinopteri; Cyprinodontiformes; Fundulidae. Gene Ontology annotation, cellular component: endoplasmic reticulum membrane. The transcript has 5 exons. The record is from RefSeq and is a predicted model, not a curated record. The coding region runs from base 151 to 810 and encodes 219 amino acids. Gene Ontology annotation, biological process: GPI anchor biosynthetic process.